AUGAGCACAGGACUUGCUAAACCUAAAAAACUGAAACUCACAGAUUAUGAAGUCUUUCAAACCUUGGGUACUGGUUCAUUCGGAAGAGUGAAACUGGCAAGGAAUAAACAAACCAAUAAAUAUGUUGCCUUGAAAAGUCUAAAAAAAGCAGAGAUCAUCAGACUCAAACAAGUUGAUCAUGUGAUUAAUGAAAACACCAUAUUGGGAAAUUUACAGCAUCCAUUUAUUGUAACUUUUGAAGGCUUCUGCCAAGAUCCAAGAUAUCUCUAUUUAGUCUUAGAAUUCGUGUCUGGAGGAGAGUUGUUCACUUACCUAAGAAGCAUCGGAAGACUCGAUACUUCACAUGCAGCUUUUUAUGGUGCCCAAGUUGCCUCCAUGUUCGAGUACCUGCAUUCCAAGAACAUCAUCUACAGGGAUCUUAAACCAGAGAACUUAUUGAUUGCAGAUGAUGGAUAUCUCAAAUUAACAGAUUUCGGCUUCGCUAAAGUUGUAGAGGGAAGAACCUAUACAUUGUGUGGAACCCCAGAGUAUUUGGCUCCAGAAAUUCUAUUGAACAAAGGACACGGCAAGGCUGUCGAUUGGUGGACUUUGGGAAUUUUAAUUUAUGAAAUGAAUGCAGGAAUCGAUCCCUUCUCAGAUGAAGAUCCCAUGGCCAUUUAUCAAAAGAUCUUGAAAGGCAAGGUUAAAUUCCCAAAAAGCUUUGACAAGAAUGCAAAGUCUUUGGUCAAGCAUUUACUUGUGGCUGAUCUUUCUAAAAGAUAUGGAAAUUUAAAAAAUGGCGCUGCUGAUGUUAAAAAUCAUAGAUGGUUUGCAAGUCUAGAUUGGAAUCUCCUUACUCAAAAGAAAUUACCCGUUCCAUAUAAGCCAGUUGUGAAAGCUCCAAAUGAUACAUCCAAUUUUUCAUCCUACCCAGAAUCCGACACCCAAAGCCCUGCUCUUAAACCAGCAGACGAUCCCUUCUUAGAAUGGUGA
Paramecium tetraurelia is the source of this 972-nucleotide messenger RNA. RefSeq lists its product as uncharacterized. Bases 1 to 972 code for a protein of 323 amino acids. The record is from RefSeq and is a predicted model, not a curated record. Gene Ontology annotation, molecular function: ATP binding; cAMP-dependent protein kinase activity. The transcript has 7 exons. Lineage: Eukaryota; Ciliophora; Oligohymenophorea; Peniculida; Parameciidae. Gene Ontology annotation, cellular component: cAMP-dependent protein kinase complex. Gene Ontology annotation, biological process: signal transduction; peptidyl-serine phosphorylation.